Messenger RNA from Paramecium sonneborni, 1773 nucleotides. The record is from the annotation of a GenBank genome assembly. Lineage: Eukaryota; Ciliophora; Oligohymenophorea; Peniculida; Parameciidae.
AUGCAGUAAAAAGUUCAUUUAAAAUCUCUUGAUGAUGCAUCUGAGGAUCCUCAUCUUCAUGAAGCUAUAAAAUUGUUUUUAACAAUGAAUAAAGAAAAUCAUACUAGAGAGGAACUUUAUUUUAUAUUGCAAAGAAUGGAAGAACUCCCAUACUUUAAAUAAUUUGUAGCUGAAAAAUUAUAAAAAGGAACAUAAAGAAAUGAUAUACUUGAGGUAUUAAUUAGGUUUUCUCUUAGUUGUGUUCUAGAUUGAGAAUGGAGUAUUUUAAAGGAGGAGAAGUAUUAUUUUAAGAAAAUGAUCCUUCAAAUGAUAAGCUGUAUAUUAUUUUUUAUGGUGAUGUUAUGCUUAUGAGAUUAAAAAAAAUGGAUUAAUUAAUGUCAUUACAAAGAUAAAACUCAGAAGCAGCUCCUUAAAUUUAGAAUUAAUAACAGCAAUUUAAAAUUUCUACAAUUCUAACUGCGAAAAAGCUUACCCAUAAAAUAAUUAAACAUCAUAAUCAUCAUAAAGAAUCAUGUAUAAAUCAUGAAGACAAAAAAAGAUUAGAGUAAUAAUAUGGAGAAUGUAUGCGAAUCUUAGGGGAAGGAAACGGUUUUGGUGAAAAAGCUUUAGCAGAGAACAUACCAAGAACUCUUACUGUUGCUUGUUUUAGCCUAGAAUCAUUCAUUGUUGUAUUGAAAAAAGAUGAUUUUUUGAUGUAUCAAAUGACAUUUGAAAAAACCAAAAAGGAAAAACAAUAGUUGAUGUUUAAUAUUUUUAAGAGUAAUUAUCUCAAGGCAUAAUUUAGAUGUUAAUAAUGAAUAUUCCUCCUAGAGAUUAGAAAGUAUGAUUUAUAGUUGUUAAACAAUUUAAUAUGAUAGAGCAACACAAUUAACAUCAGAAGAUGAAAGUGGCGAUUCUUUUUACAUCAUAAUAUCUGGUGAUGUAACUGUCUUUAAAAAAGUUGAUAAUAAAAAUAUACCAUUAUGUAUUGUUUCUUAAGGACAUUUAUUAGGAGAGGAAAUUGUUAUUAAUAAAUCUGGAAAUUAUGAAUUUACUUCUUAAGUUACUUCUUUAUAAGCUUUAGUUAUUGUUAUAGAUUCUUAAGAGUUUAUUCAUAAAUUUCCUGAAGAAUGUAGAAUUUAGAUUGAGCAUGAUUAUAAAUAAAAAAGUCGCAAUAGAUAAAAUUUACUUAAAUUGCUUUGUUAAAAAAAAAAAAUUGAUUAAGCUACUAUAGGAGUUUAAAAAGAUUAAAUUUUAAAACUAGCAGAAAUUGAUCACUAUUAUGUGAGCAAUCGAUCAAGUUUCAACAGUGCUAAGAAAAAUGAUUUAAAAUUAAAUCAAAAUUUUUUAAUGCUAUAUUCAAAUCCUAGUGUUUAAAAUUAUUGUAUUUAAUCUAUUGUAGAAAAUGAAAAGGUUUUUUCAUCAAUGCAAUUAAAUUUAAAUAUCAAUAACAAUUAAAAUUAGAAUGAACCAAAUGAGUUUAAUUUAGGAAAUCUAUCAAAAGACUAUCUAAAAAGAAGAAAAUUUUUAUUUUAAUCUAAAUUAAAUUAAAAACUUCCUUUACAAAAUUUUUUAAAGCCUAGCUAUAAAGUACUUCCAAUGUCAGUCAAACGUGAUGUCAUUAAAAACUAUAAAUUUAACAAUAAGAGAAUUCAUUACCCUUCUAGUGUGAAUAUCAUUAAUUAUGCUAGUCCAAUCACAUAAAAUAAAUCUAAUUCAAAAUUCAUUCAAUAUGAUUGUAGAGAAAGUAGCACUAAUAUAUAUACUUAAUUUGAUGAUAAAUAAUCCAUUUGA